UGGAUUUGCUGAAGACGAUGUGAGGACACAGCUUAUUCUCUGCUCGACAUAUCUCUUGCGGCAGCACGGCUUCUUCACCAGUCUUUCCCUCUAUCUCAGUCUUCCUCUCAGCGUUCAGCAAAUCCACCCACGAGAUGGGAUUAUCAUUAUGGAAUUAUGGGUUUUGAGGAACCAAAGAAUAUACAAAACACCGUUAAUCCACCAUGGCAGCGGUCGCUCUCCACUUCUCUCGUAUUUCCUGCCAUUUUCAUUUAUCUUCUCCGUUCACUAUAGUCUCCCCUCUCUUGGUUCCACUUCGGAAGACGCCUGCAACAUUGGGUUUUCGGAGAAAACCUCGCCAGAGCUUCGGCUUAGUCAGUUUGAGGCUUGCUCGGGGUUUCUCAGUUGUUGCUUCAAGCUCUCAAGAUUGGACAUGUCAUAAUGGAUCAAUUGAAGAAAGAUAUGAUGUCAUUGUGGUUGGUGGAGGACAUGCAGGUUGUGAAGCUGCUCUGGCAUCUGCUCGUCUAGGAGCAAAAACUCUUCUUCUCACACUAAACAUUGAUCGGAUUGCUUGGCAGCCCUGCAAUCCAGCAGUUGGUGGACCUGCAAAGUCACAGCUAGUUCAUGAAGUAGAUGCACUUGGUGGUGAAAUUGGGAAAAUUGCUGAUAGAUGUUACUUACAAAAACGCGUUCUCAACCUCUCGAGGGGGCCUGCUGUUCAGGCGCUACGUGCACAAACUGAUAAGAGGGAAUAUGCGAUGGAAAUGAAAAAAGUUGUAGAAAGCACUCCAAAUCUUUCUAUUAGAGAGGGUAUGGUAACUAAUAUUAUAUUAGGCAAGAAUGACAAUGUGGAAGGUGUUCGGACAUUCUUUGGAAUGGAUUUCUAUGCGCCUUCUGUUAUUCUCACGACUGGAACUUUUAUGAGUGGUAAAAUUUGGGUUGGAAGAGAGUCUAUGCCUGCAGGGCGAGCCGGUGAAUCAGCAUCUCACGGGAUUACUGAGAAUUUACAACUGCUAGGGUUUGAAAUUGAUCGGUUGAAAACUGGAACUCCUGCACGUGUUGACUAUCGUACUGUAGAUUUCUCAGGAUUGGAACCCCAACAUGGAGAUGAAGAGGUUAAUUGGUUUAGCUUUGAUCCUGACUUUCACAUAGAAAGGGAGCAGAUGUGCUGCUAUUUGACACGUACCACGAAAGACACACACCGUCUUAUUAAAGAGAACUUGCAUGAAACCCCAACUUAUGGAGGAUGGGUUGAAGCUAAAGGGCCUAGAUAUUGCCCUUCUAUUGAAGACAAGAUAGUAAGGUUUCAAGAUAAAGAUUCUCAUCAAAUUUUCCUUGAACCUGAAGGCCGAAAUGUGCCUGAACUUUAUGUGCAGGGCUUCUCAACAGGUUUACCUGAAAGGCUGCAGUUACCACUCUUGAGAACGUUACCUGGACUUGAGAAUUGUUCAAUGCUUAGACCUGCUUAUGCUGUUGAGUAUGAUUUCUUGCCCGCUCAUCAGUGCUCCAGAUCCCUAAUGACCAAGAAAAUUGAAGGACUUUUUUUCUCUGGUCAGAUAAAUGGAACAACUGGUUAUGAAGAAGCUGCUGCUCAGGGUAUUAUUGCUGGAGUUAAUGCAGCCAGACAUUCAGAUGGAAAGCCUGUCAUUGUUCUUGAGAGGGAAAGCAGUUACAUCGGAACAUUAGUUGAUGAUCUAGUUACAAAAGAUCUUCGGGAGCCUUACCGCAUGUUAACAAGUCGCUCAGAAUACAGAUUACUUCUUCGUGCUGAUAAUGCUGAUAGCCGACUCACACCGCUAGGACGAGAGAUAGGUUUGAUUGAUGAUAGGCGGUGGAAACUUUACGAGGACAAGCAGACCCAAAUUUUGGAGGAGAAAAAGCGAUUGAAGGCUGUGAGGAUUUCAGCAGGGGGUGAUUUGGCGGCCGAUGUUAGUCUGUUGUCUGGUCAACCAGUGAAAGACUCAUCAACUCUAGAGAGUCUUUUAAAGAAACCACACAUACAAUAUAAAGUUCUUGAUAAACAUGGUUUUGGAAAUGAUCUGAUGUCUCGAGCAGAAAAAGAAUGUGUAGAAAUUGAUAUCAAGUAUGAGGGCUUCAUUAUGCGGCAACAGCUGCAACUCCAAAAGAUGGCUCAUCAACAACAUAAGCCACUCGCAGAGGAUCUGGAUUACUAUGCAAUGACGACUUUGUCUUUGGAAGCACGUGAAAAGCUUUCCAAGGUCCGACCACAAACCAUAGGGCAAGCUAGCAGAGUGGGUGGCGUUAGUCCUGCAGACAUUACUGCUCUCCUCAUUAUUCUUGAAACCAACCGAAGGAAUGCCCAAGAGCAGAAGAGGCGAAAUUUGCUAACAUCUAGCUUGGCCGAAACUGAAGAAGAGAUCCCUAAUCUUACUACUGCACAAGCAACCAGCUAAAGAUGUCCCAACUGGUUAUCCUCAAGCAUAUAACAUUUCUCUCCGGGUAGCUACCAGUUUCUGAUGCACAACAUGGAUGAUAUGGAAGCAAAUGGAAUCUUUUGGGCCACGAUUUCAAAAUAAUUUGGCAAAGCAAACAAGAGAGUGGAAAAUUCUAGUUAGUUCUUGUUGUCCACAUUUUUUGAUGGAAAAGCUUUCUGUGGUACCAUGUCAACCCAUUGCUUCAUAGCAGGAAAGAGUCCAGGAGACUGAUCAUAUACCCAUGAGUUCGAAGCUGAAAAGAGCUCCAGGAAAGUUGAUAAUUUUUUUCAUUUGGUUAUGCCAGAUCAGACGACAGAGCUCUUCCCACGCCCACCAUGCCCCAUGUUACCAUAUAUAUACCAUGAUAUUAUUUUUUUUGCCUUGUAUUAUAAAUAUUUUAUGGAUCUUGAAAAAGGAAAAAAUGACAAAUUUUUUUUUUCUGGUGAAUA
Molecule: messenger RNA, 2863 nt
Organism: Macadamia integrifolia
Lineage: Eukaryota; Viridiplantae; Streptophyta; Magnoliopsida; Proteales; Proteaceae
Product: tRNA uridine 5-carboxymethylaminomethyl modification enzyme MnmG
Exons: 13
Coding region: 204-2393 (729 amino acids)
Biological process (GO): tRNA methylation; tRNA wobble uridine modification
Molecular function (GO): flavin adenine dinucleotide binding
Source: RefSeq, a predicted model, not a curated record